AUGAAAAGUAGAGAAGAUAUUAAACAAGAAUUUGAAGACUAUAUAGAUAAUGAAAUAGACAAAAUAGCAAAUAGUUUAGAGUCUAGUUAUAGCGAAGAAAGAAGAGAUAGAAAUAAUGAAAUAGAUAAUAAAAUAAAUAAUGAAGCAGAAGCAGAUAAUAGAAAUAAUAAAAUAGAUAAUGAAAUAAACGAUGAAGCAGAAGCAGAUAAUAGAAAUAAUAAAAUAGAUAAUAAAAUAAACAAUAAAGCAGAAGCAGAUAAUAGAAAUAAUGAAAUAAAUAAUGAAAUAGACGGUAAAGCAAAAUUUGAAAAAGAUGAAAUAGAUGAAAUAAAAAAAGUACAUAUUGUAUAUAGUAUGUAUAACUAUAUUAGAGUUGUGG
This is a messenger RNA of Dentiscutata heterogama, 379 nucleotides long. The record is from the annotation of a GenBank genome assembly. Lineage: Eukaryota; Fungi; Glomeromycota; Glomeromycetes; Diversisporales; Gigasporaceae.